GUUGGGAAGUGUGCUCUCCUUUGGGGCUGUAGAGCUGCCCAGGUUUUCUGCUAGUUCAGGUUGGGAGGGCCAAGAUCAAGAACUAUUUCUCCAACACCAGCUGUUUAUCAGUUUUGGGGAUACAGUAGAGGAGAACAAAGACCCACCUUGUCAUUGCCCUUUUAGAACUACAGUCUCCUAUGGGAGCCAAACAUUUAUCAAAUAAUGAGACAAAUAGAACCUAAUAUUGGGUCUGCAUAGUGCUAUGAAACUACUACUUGACAGUUUGAAUGCUUAUUAUAGAGGAUUUAAUUUAGGAAAAUCGGGGAAGGUUUUUCUGAUUUGACAGUUGAGAUCUGAAAGGGAUGGGGAGUCAGAGGAGAGCCUUUGUAAAGGUCUGAGGGAUAGACAAAGUAUAGAGGAUGGUGUGAAGUCUGUAGAGAAGUAGGAAGGUGCUAAACCCUGCAGGGCCUUAGAGUUUUGUCAUUAUCCUAAGAGCAGCAGAAAGUUGAAGUGUUUAAGCCUGGUGGUGAUGUCAUUAGCUUGACGUUUCCAAAGGUUAGUUAAGCUGUAAUAGGUAGAAUGGAGUGAAAGGGCAAAAUGAAUAGGAGUAAUCCAAUAAAUGUUAGGAAGUAGUUGUGGAAAUAGAAAUGGCAGGCUCAAGGAAUAAUCUGGAAGUAAAUGGACAGGGUAAGUAGGAUAGGGAAAUGAAGUAUUAAGGGUGACUUGCAGGUUUCUGACUUGUGUAGCUGGAUUGGUGUCAUUUACUGAAUGGGGAAAAUUUAGAAGAUUGCUUUUAUACAUGUUAAGUUAUAGAUGCCUUUGAAAAAUUUUAGAGCUGUAGAAUGAGAAGUCAGGAUUCAGGGCUCAGAUUUGAUGCUUGUGUAGAAAUAAAAAAUGAGUGAGUCAUCUAUAAAUUAGUCAUGUGCAUAACAGAGUGAAGAGGGCCUAGAAUGAAAUCUUGGAUACUUAUUAACCAGGUUAGAGGAAGAUAAAUUCUCAGAAAUUCAGGAGGCAUGUCCAGGAAGGGAGGAAAACCAGAGGAAAAGAUGGUAGAACCACAGGAGAAUGGCUUGAUUGACGUACCAGAUUAUGAGCAUAUAGAAGAUGAAACUUUUCCUCCAUUCCCACCUCCAGCCUCUCCAGAGAGAGAAGAUGGUGAAGGCGCUGAACCUGAAGAAGAGUCAGGGAGAGGAGCGUCUGUUCCCGUACCUCCGAAGAGAACCGUUAAAAGGAAUAUACCCAAGCUGAAUGCUGAGAGAUUAAUUUCAGAGAGAGGGCUCCCAGCAUUAAGGCAUAUGUUUGAGAAGGCAAAAUUCAAAGGUAAAGGUCAUGAGGCUGAGGACUUGAAGACCCUAAUCAGACACAUGGAGCACUGGGCACAUAGACUAUUCCCUAAACUGAAAUUUGAAGAUUUUAUUGACAGAGUUGAAUAUCUGGGAAAUAAAAAGGAAGUUCAGACCUGUUUAAAACGAAUUCGACUUGAUCUCCCUAUUUUACAUGAAGAUUUUGUUAGCAAUAAUGAUGAAGUAGAGGAAAAUAAAGGCCAUGAUGUAACUGCUACCGAAUUAGAUCCCUUUCUGACAAACUCAUAUGGAAGUGUAGAGUUUGCUUCUGAGUCAAGUAGAAGCCUAACAGAAGAACAACAACAAAGAAUUGAGAGAAAUAAACAACUGGCCUUGGAAAGAAGACAGGCAAAGCUACUGAGUAACAGUCAGUCCCUAGGAAAUGUAAUGGUUUCUCUUGCAGACUUGUUGGUGAACACACCCAGCACACAGCCACCUGAAGAGGGUAGUACGGGUGAGGAGCAAAAGGAGGAAGAAUCAAAUGAGUUUAACAAAGACCUUCUAGAUAGUCCACAUAAUGAUGGUGCUGCCAGUACUAUAAAUGAAGAGGAGGAAUUAAAAGUAGAGAAAACGCAACUGGACCAAUCCUUUUAAAAUGUACAGUAGUUACUUAAGGCUUCAUCUAGAAAUGUUCCUGAAGUUGGAUAGGCCUCAACUGAGAAAAUCUAUUAAGUUUCUAUCUUCCAAAUUUGAGAUGACUCUGCAGUGCAUUUUGUCAGCUUUGAAUGAAAAUCUUUAUAUAGUGAAAUUUUCAGAUUCUUGUUUAAAAUCUGGUAUUAUUUUAAUUAUGCUAUGUGAUCAGUUGCUCAGUUGUGUCUGACUGGGAUCCCCUGGAUCCCCACCAGGUUCUUCUGUCCAUAGGAUUUUCCAGGCAGGAAUCACUGGAGCGGGUUGCCAUUUCCUCCCCCAGGGGAUGUCAACCCAGGGAUCAAACCUGCAUCUCCAGUGUCUCCUGUAUUACAGGUAGAUUCUUUAGUGCUGAGCCACUGGGGAAGCCUUAUUUAUAAUUAUACUUGUUUCUUAUUAACUUUUGUUGUCUAUUUUUCUCCUUAGUGUUUAUUUGUAUAUUAAGUAUGACCUUGUAAAAAUGAUUGGUAGUUAAUAAGUAGCUUUUGCUGCUUGUGUUCCAUUGAAUGCCCUGUUUGUACUAAAUUGGGUAGUGUUUUAAGAUGUACAUAUGUAUAAUAAAUACUAAUGUGCUUUUUUUUUUUUAAAUAAAAAUCUCACAAAGUA
Cervus elaphus (red deer) is the source of this 2558-nucleotide messenger RNA. RefSeq names its product TIMELESS interacting protein (gene TIPIN). The coding region runs from base 996 to 1919 and encodes 307 amino acids. Gene Ontology annotation, molecular function: DNA binding. Gene Ontology annotation, biological process: replication fork arrest; DNA damage response; replication fork processing. Lineage: Eukaryota; Metazoa; Chordata; Mammalia; Artiodactyla; Cervidae. The transcript is spliced from 8 exons. Gene Ontology annotation, cellular component: replication fork protection complex; nucleus. The record is from RefSeq and is a predicted model, not a curated record.